CUCGGUCUGCUCUGAGACAGACUGGGGAGAAUGGCUGCCAGUGGAGAGGUAGGCAAGCUGUUACAAGUACAAAAUGGGACACCUCCAGCCACCAACUACAACGGGGUAGAUGCUGUCCACGCCUGCAACAUCCUUCAGCAGCUCAAAGUUUUGUACGAUGAAGCACAACUCACAGAUAUUGUCGUAGAAGUGGACCACGGCAAGACUUUCUCAUGCCACCGGAAUGUUCUUGCAGCCAUCAGCCCAUACUUUAGGUCCAUGUUCACCAGUGGCCUUACGGAGAGCAGCCAGCGUGAAGUCAGGAUUGUGGGUGUGGAAUCUGAAUCCAUGCAUCUCGUCCUUGACUAUGCCUACACCUCCAGAGUCGUGCUCUCAGAGUCCAACGUCCAGGCUCUGUUCACGGCAGCCAGCAUUUUCCAGAUCCCUCCUUUGCAGGAUCAGUGUGCCCAGUUUAUGAUCAGCCGACUUGACCCUCAAAACUGUAUAGGCGUCUUCAUGUUCGCAGAUGCAUAUGGACAUCAAGAGUUAAGGGAACGGUCACAGGAUUACAUUCGCAAGAAGUUCCUGUGUGUUUCAAGGGAGCAAGAAUUUCUCCAGAUGACCAAGGAGCAGCUGGUCAGUAUUCUAAACAGCGAUGACCUAAAUGUGGAGAAGGAAGAGCACGUCUACGAGAGCAUCGUCCGCUGGCUAGAGCAUGACCGACCUGGCCGUGAAGCCAACCUUGCAGAGGUGUUUUCCCAGUGCAUCCGUCUGCCAUUGCUGGAUGAAGCCUUUUUCAGUCGGAUACCCGCGCCUUUUGCCUGCGCCCUGACGCUCUCAAAAGACCCUGCUGAAGCAAAAGCUCGUCUCACCGCCACAAACGGCUGUCCACAGCGUCUGGGUAUGACGGCCUCUGAGAUGGUGAUCUGCUUCGACGCGGCCCAUAAACACUCAGGUAAGAAGCAGACGGUGCCUUGCCUGGACACGGCCACCGGACGGGUGUUCAAGCUCUGCAAGCCACCCAACGAUCUCAGAGAGGUUGGCAUCUUGGUGUCACCGGAGAACGACAUCUACAUCGCUGGCGGCUACCGACCGAGCAACAGUGAGGUUUGCAUCGACCAUCGAGCGGAGAGUGAUUUCUGGCAAUAUGAGCACGCAGGAAACCGAUGGCUUCCUCGCGCUCCUCUGCUGAGAGCGAGGAUAGGAUGCAGACUCGUGCAUUGUUGCGGGAAACUUUACGCUCUAGGAGGCCGAGUUUACGAAGGGGACGGACGGAACGCGUUAAAGUCAGUGGAGUGUUACGAUACCAGAGACAACUGUUGGAUGGCAGUCAGUCCAAUGCCAGUUGCUAUGGAGUUUCACAGUGCAGUGGAAUAUAAAGACCGGAUCUACGUCCUCCAAGGUGAAUGUUUCUUCUGCUACGACCCCCGUAAGGACUAUUGGAGCCAUCUAGCACCAAUGAGCAUCCCUCGGAGUCAAGGUCUGGCUGCCUUGUAUAAGAACUGCAUCUACUACAUUGCUGGAAUUUGUAGGAACCACCAACGCACCUUUACAUUGGAGGUCUAUGACAUAGAGAGCAACACAUGGAGCCGAAAGAGAAAUCUGCCCUUUGACCAAGCCACGAGCCCGUAUAUCAAGGCCAUGCUGCUGCAGGGAACGCUGCACCUGUUCGUACGUGCCACGCAGGUCAUGGUGGAGGAGCAUGUGUUUCGCACCAGCCGCAAGAACUCCCUUUACCAGUACGACGACGAGGCAGACAAGUGGACCAAAGUCUAUGAAACCCCCGACCGUCUUUGGGAUUUAGGUCGCCAUUUUGAAUGUGUGGUGGCCAAACUUUACCCACAGUGUCUACAGAAAGUGCUUUGAGCUAAACAAUGAACUUAUCAAGCGGCGUGGGGGAAGUGGUGUCGGUUCUGCCUGCCUUGUGCCUGGAGUUACCUUGGGUUUUACACCAUGCAGAUUUUGUUUUUGUUUUUCUGUUAAGUCUUAAGUUGUUCAAACUUUGGUUUAACGUGAUCAAAAUGGGGGUGGGCUGAAAGAUUGCAGUAUUUUUUUUUCUUUUCUAGACAGCACCAACUACACACACUGAAGCAUGUUUAACAAAACCCUACAACAAAUCAUAAGUGCAAUUAUCCUAUUUUCACUUGUUGAGCCAUGUUUGUCUGUUUUGUUUGAGAUUAAAAGUUAUUGAUUAUGUUUGGCAUACUAAUGAGGGUGUUUGGAUGAUAAAAUGCUGUCUGCAGAUGAGGAUUCUAAGUGUCACCAUAAAGUGAAAAUAUCUAUAUAUAAAUAACUAUAUAAGCUCCAAAUUCAUACGGGUAAGGAGAGUACCAUAGCUCAUUACUUGGUUGCUAACUCGGAGGCUUGUUUGUGUGUGCGUGGGUUUUUUGUUUUUGUUUUUGGGUUUUUUUGUCCAUCCUUCUCCAGCUUAUUUUUAAAUUGGUUGUGAAGUGUGCUUGUGAUUUCAAUUAUCCUAGUGUUUUAAAAUGCAGAAGCAUGACAGUUUUAGGUAUGGGCCUUUAUGGAAAUUCUAAAUUUAAAAGUAAUGACUAAGAAUUUAUUCAAAGUGGAUAAAACUUUUCCUACCACUUCAGAAAUGCAUUAUAUUCACUAUUAGUCAGUUAUAUAAAUACCAUAUGUUGACAGUCAGGUUUAGAUGCAUUAAAACAAUAAGUGCCCAUUUUGCAGUAGUUCACAACUUUUGUGCAAAUAAAAAUUUUUGUAAUUCAGCUGUUCAAAUAACACAGGCUAGUCAGGCUAUCUGCUCUGGAAAGUUUUAAAACGCAUUUUUAGUAUCAGUUUUCUGUCUGACAAGGCAACAGCCCCCCACAAUACGCUUGAAAUCUUUUCUAUUCAAUGUUUCAGCUAAAAUAGACUGGAGUUCAGCAAUUCUUACCUUGAUACAUUUCGGUGCAACACACCAAAGCGUGUUAAAGGUGCCAGUUGAUGUGCAUUCUGUAUUGAAGGGCACCAAGGUGUUCCCCUUUACAGUGCUGAGUGGCACUCCUUUCAUUUCACAUUGUUUUUUUUGUAAUGGAAAAUCUCAAAUGGAUCAAUGUGUCUUUUGGUUAAGCAGUAGGAAAAAUCAGAAUCCUUGUUCCAACCAGCCGAAUGGUGGUGCAGCGCAACAGGUGGGAGAAGAGUCAACGCUGCGUAUAUCUGUAUGAAACUGGAACUUGUCAGACAUCUUGUUGAAAAAGACGUUCACCUGAAUGAGAUCUUCCAUAAAACGUUCAAGAUCCUUGAAUCCUUGGUUGUUCAAAACCUUGGCGUUCCAAUAACCGGCCCAUGCCUAGAUUGUUUUAUUACCCCAUAUUCCUCCACAAGCAUCAGCAUAUAAAACCACAUUGUAUGGAACUAGAACUUUUGUUUCUUUUUUUGGAUACCAAUCGAAUGCGGCUCGCGCUUUCAUUUGUUUUUUCGAGUUGGCAUCCGUUGUGUGUCAUAUGCAAAUAUAUUUUAACUUAAGUGAAGUCUUAGAGUAUUCACUCUCCACAUUGGAGAUAUAAGGACGGAGUCAAAUCUUUGUGCUAACACUAAGCGGCAAAUUCCGACCAACUAACAGGUUUACCUCAGAUUCAUCGGACGUGGAGAAAAGGGACGUCUUCAGGCCGUUCUGUCACGACAGAACAGCCGUGUAAAAAGCUCUGCUUGGGAUUCGGAUGUUCGAUUGGCUUUCGGCCUCGCGUUGUUGUAAUUUUCUAAAAGGUUGACGAAACGCCAUUAAAGGAAAAACAAACAAAAAAAAGCAUUCAAGGUCUUGUGAUAGUCGUGGACGUUGAAACUAAUUUUGUGGUAGCAAUAAAUCAAUGAACUGUGAUUAGGCUUUAUUAUCUUGUAUUACCUUAGUGCAUUAAUGUUUUUGUUUGCUUGUCUUUGCUUGUUUGUGGGAGGGGUAAUGGUCGUACUCGUACCAGUAGUUGUUGGCGGUUCCAUGGGUGCAGACUUGGACUGAUGUGUAAUUUGGUGCAGAUUAUGUGUGACGCCAAUGUGCCUGUGGCUUAAAAAAAUAAAUAAAUAAAAGGGGGGGGUCCGAAGGGUGGGGGGCAUCCAAAUCCACGCCACGCUGUUUGUUAACGUUUGUCCUCAUGAAGAACAUUUGAAAUGUCAGCUCAGCAUUGCACUGAAUUACUAUUCACUUGGGUUGUCCUUAACUGCAAACUUUACGAUGCACCCUCAAACGAGACCUACGCAAGGGUUUGGAGUUUGUUCUAACAGCCAUGUUUUUAUUUCUUCUAUUCUUUGUUGUAGUUUUUUUUUCCAUGCCAUCACUCGGGCACAAACUGUUGGUGCUGCUUUUUUAGACAAUCUUGUGUAAAAAGAAAGAAAACAACAAAAAAACCCACAAUCGACUUGUCCUCCCUGUCAAAGUGAUUAUUAUUAUUUUUUUUCCAGUGCUCAGUUUUCUCAUGCAGGUUGUCAUGUCAUUGAAGCACUGCACGCGUUUGAUUUUUGUUUUGUUGUUUGUUUUGACAUCACCAGACAAGAGUGCCCCUCUAUUUUCUAAAAACGUGUCGGUAAAUAUAUAGAUAUAUAGCAAUCAACAAGAAGGUUUACAUGGAAACGAAUCUUUUAAUGAGUCACAUCCAGCCAGGACUCUGAGGACAUAUUUACUUCUCUGAGAGAAGGCCCGCUGUUCGAAAGACAUUGAGCUGAUUUUGAUCACACUGCUUGGACAAGAACCUCCAAAAGACUCUGCUUCACAAGCGAUCCGUGCGGACCGGGCCUCUCCAACGCGGCCCCAACACGGCCACUCGGGAACCAGGAACGGAGAACUCUCAGGAUUUCUACUGAUAACACAGUACUGUAUUUAAUUUUGAUUUAAUUUUGGUUUGUGAUGUGUAAUAUACUGUACUAUAGGUUUGCUGUACUUGCACAGUUUUCUAAACUUAUAUUCAGUUUCUUUUAUAACUUGGGGGAAAAAACAAAAAAACAACAAAAAAUAGAUGUGAUUUUCUUUUUCUCGUCUCAAGUGGCUGUUUUAUUAUUUUCUCUCCUUAUGUGAUUAUCUAAUUUGUUAUUGUAGUGUAAUCCUCUUACCAGAGAGAAAAAAAUGAGAAAAGAUUGCUCAAUUAGAUUUAUUUUGCCCAGCCCUGUAGUACAUUAGCUUUUGUAACAUCUCGCCACAUCUUUUGAUUAUUUUUAACACCAGUCUUGCCACAACAACAAGCUAAAACAAACUGCUUUCUAUGUCAUAAGAAGCUUGUUCAGAUCAGCUAUACUGUAUUGUUCAUUGGUGCUAUUCCAUUGUUUUCAUUUCUUCUCCUGACUUUUACUUUUAAAAUGUUUUGUUUCUUUUUCUUCGGGUUUCAGGUUAUAGUGGUUGUUGAGCUCAACUGUGAACUUCACAUUGCACAUAAUGAAAAAUAAUAAUAAAAAAACAAUAAGAAUAAUAA
This is a messenger RNA of Poeciliopsis prolifica (blackstripe livebearer), 5375 nucleotides long. It is a transcript of the gene kbtbd8, whose product is annotated as kelch repeat and BTB (POZ) domain containing 8. The transcript is spliced from 5 exons. The record is from RefSeq and is a predicted model, not a curated record. The coding region runs from base 31 to 1845 and encodes 604 amino acids. Gene Ontology annotation, molecular function: protein binding. Lineage: Eukaryota; Metazoa; Chordata; Actinopteri; Cyprinodontiformes; Poeciliidae.